Messenger RNA from Gopherus flavomarginatus (Mexican gopher tortoise), 1627 nucleotides. Its product is annotated as pancreatic alpha-amylase. NCBI's taxonomy places the organism in Eukaryota, Metazoa, Chordata, Testudines, Testudinidae. Gene Ontology annotation, molecular function: alpha-amylase activity; cation binding. Bases 89 to 1627 code for a protein of 512 amino acids. The record is from RefSeq and is a predicted model, not a curated record. The transcript is spliced from 11 exons. Gene Ontology annotation, biological process: carbohydrate metabolic process.
UUCUGGGCAAAAGGAAGGUGACCACUGUACAGGAAUACAGGACUAUAAAGAGCCAGAGAGAAGAGCACAAUCCCUCACUUAAGGCGCCAUGAAGGCUCUUCUUCUGCUAGUAGCCGUUGGCUUUUGCUGGGCACAAUACGAUCCAAAUACAAAGUCUGGGACGACAUCUAUUGUCCACCUCUUUGAAUGGCGUUGGGCUGACAUUGCUCUUGAAUGUGAACGGUACUUAGCACCCAAUGGAUUUGGAGGAGUUCAGAUAUCACCUCCAAAUGAAAAUAUUAUAGUUACUAAUCCCUGGAGACCCUGGUGGGAAAGGUACCAGCCAAUCAGCUACAAACUGUGCACACGAUCUGGAAAUGAAAAUGAAUUUAAAGACAUGGUGACCAGGUGCAACAAUGUUGGAGUUCAUAUUUAUGUGGAUGCUGUAGUCAACCACAUGUGUGGAUCUGGUGGCGGCUCUGGAAAUAGUGCUACUUGUGGAAGCUAUUUCAAUGCAGGGACCAGAGAUUUUCCUGCUGUGCCAUACUCAGCCUGGGACUUUAACGAUGGUAAAUGUAAAACUGGAAGUGGAGAGAUUGAAAAUUACAAUGAUGAGAAUCAGGUCCGUGACUGCCGCCUGGUUGGUCUUCUUGAUCUUGCCCUGGAGAAGGACUACGUGCGCUCAAAAGUUGCUGAAUACAUGAACAAUCUCAUUGAUAUUGGGGUGGCAGGCUUCAGAAUUGAUGCUUCCAAGCACAUGUGGCCUGGGGAUAUGAAGGCAUUUUUAGACAAACUGAAAAACCUAAACACUCGAUGGUUUUCCUCAGGAACGAGGCCUUUUAUUUUCCAGGAGGUAAUUGACUUGGGUGGAGAGCCAAUUAAAGCCAGUGACUACUUUGGAAAUGGCCGAGUGACUGAAUUCAAAUAUGGUGCGAAAUUGGGGACAGUCAUCCGCAGAUGGGAUGGAGAAAAGAUGGCCUAUUUAAAGAAUUGGGGAGAAGGCUGGGGUUUCAUGCCCUCUGACAGAGCCCUUAUCUUUGUGGAUAAUCAUGACAACCAAAGGGGACAUGGUGCUGGAGGAGCUUCUAUUCUAACCUUCUGGGAUGCCAGACUAUAUAAAAUGGCAGUUGGUUUCAUGCUCGCUCAUCCUUAUGGAUUCACACGUGUAAUGUCAAGUUACAGCUGGACAAGAAAUUUCCAGAAUGGAGUGGAUGUUAAUGACUGGAUAGGACCACCAAGCAAUGGUGAUGGCUCAACCAAAGCUGUUACAAUCAAUGCAGAUAGCACUUGUGGCAACGGUUGGGUCUGUGAACAUAGGUGGCGUCAAAUAAGGAACAUGGUUAUUUUCCGUAAUGUGGUUGAUGGCCAGCCUUUCUCAAACUGGUGGGACAAUGGCAGCAAUCAAGUGGCUUUUGGGCGUGGUAAUAGAGGAUUCAUUGUCUUUAAUAAUGAUGACUGGAGCUUGAACGUGAAUUUGCAAACUGGCCUUCCUGCUGGCACUUACUGUGAUGUUAUUUCUGGGCAAAAGGAGGGCAACUCCUGUACUGGAACAAAAGUCUACGUUGAGUCUAAUGGUAUUGCCAAUUUCCAGAUUAGUAACCAGGCUGAAGAUCCUUUCAUUGCAAUUCAAGUUAAUGCUAAAUUAUAA